Anopheles funestus (African malaria mosquito) is the source of this 5349-nucleotide messenger RNA. RefSeq names its product serine/threonine-protein phosphatase rdgC (gene rdgC). The record is from RefSeq and is a predicted model, not a curated record. Bases 1410 to 3878 code for a protein of 822 amino acids. Gene Ontology annotation, cellular component: cytosol; nucleus. Gene Ontology annotation, molecular function: protein serine/threonine phosphatase activity; calcium ion binding; protein binding. NCBI's taxonomy places the organism in Eukaryota, Metazoa, Arthropoda, Insecta, Diptera, Culicidae. The transcript is spliced from 13 exons.
UGAGCCGACACCACAUGGUCGAUCUUCGGCGACCGCUUCCGGAUGCGCGGGGAACUAUUGCCUGGGAUAUGCGGCCGUUUCGGAAGCGACACGUAUUUUGCCCGCCAGUUCGAAUCGGUCGGUCGUCGGGAACGCACGCGAAUGCCCCCGUCUUCCCGGGUUUAGUGGAAGCGCAAAAAGCGUGUGUGUGCUGUGGGUUUUUGAAUCGUUUGAAUAAUAGAGCAGCAGUUUUGAUGAAGUGUCCGGUACGGAUCGUACGACUGGCUAGCGGUGUGUAGGAUUUGGCGGGGAAUUACGGAUGAGAAACAGGUGUCACGAACAUCGGUCGAACAAAUAUAGCGUCGGUCGGUGAGGUGAAAUUCAAUUCAAUUCUAACCGCCGUAGCCCCUGCUGGCGGCACGGUGAAUUUGGUAUUGAAUGUUUUUUUGUUUGCCCACACGUGAUCAAGGGAAGUUUGUAAGUGACUGGAGCGAAGGGAUGAGAUGUUACUGGCAGUUUGAGUGUGGAGUGUAAAAACUUUUACAAAACGCGUGCUCUCAACUCAAACGUUCAGCGUUCGGAAAGUAAAUUACAUGUUGGAACAACAAAAAUCGAUUCUAUUCAAUGGAAGGUUUUAAAGAAUACUUUUUGUUUUGUUAGUUGUUACCUCGAACGUGCUAGAGAUUACCAAAAGGUUAUGCAGUGUUCGUGCAAUCGGAGGGACCAGUAAUCCAUCAGUGUGUAAAAUGUGUACCGGAAUUGGAUCGACGUGUUGUGGUGUGGCGUUGGGUUAAAAUGAAAAUACCCCAUCGAAUGGUCGAUCAAAGAGCAUCCUUCAUUUGAUAACUUUUCACAACGAGUUGAUGGACUUUUGGUUGAGAGCUUUUUUCGUCGAUUAAUCUCAACAUGCCGGAAUUGAUCAUAGUUCGAUGUGCAUUAGUUUGUGAUCGAAGCUGAUCGUGUGUGAAAAUCGAAUGGAAAAACUAAGCAAAAGGGAGUUUCACAUUAAGUCUGCAGCUGGCAAGGAUACCGAUUGAAGUGCAGUGAUGUGGUUAGUGUAGUAUGUAGUGACACGUACCGUACAGCUAUAGGUGCAUGAAACGAUUAAAACACGAAGUGUGCAACGCGACGCGCAAGUAAUGAUAAUUGAAUUUUCACCAACCAUCACCGAACCGAACCGAAGGGAUGAAGCAGUAAGGGGUGUUUGAUUCUUACUACACAAUCCAACCGGUCCCAGAUAACGCAAUCAUACAUCGACCGUUAGUGGUGCAAUGGUGUGGUAGUGUUAGUGGUUUCCACAAAAGGGCUUUUGUCAUCUACGGUGACUGCGUGUUUCACGAGCAGAAAUCAAACGAGCAGAAAAUCAACCACUCGCCCGUAAGGAGAGAGCACGUACCGAGAGGCGUAGCAGCAAAAAAAGGGUAGGAAAGAUGCUUCGCAAUUGUGGCUGUUUUCAGCGGGCACGGCGCAGUUCCAGCUUCGAGGACUCGUCCUCCUGCCGGUCGUCGGAGAUUGAGCGGGGUGGCGAGAUGACACCGCACAGUGGCAGCCUGCUGAAGCUGUUCACCUCGAAGGGUUGGUGCAGGCAGUGGCGCAAAAGUGGACGCGGCAUGAGCAUGACCAAGAUCGAGCGAACAAUGAAGGCGGCCAUUCUCAUACAGCGCUGGUAUCGACGGUUUCUAGCCCGGAUCGAGAUUCGGCGACGUUACACGUGGACCAUCUUCCAGAGCAUUGAAUAUGCGGGCGAACAAGACCAAGUACGGCUGUACAACUUUUUCAACGCACUACUUACGCACAUUCCAGAGACUGCCGGACGUCCGCUGGACUCGCAAAACACAUCCCGGUCAUCGUCCGCAGAGGCACUGAAUAUGAAAUUUUCCGACGAAUCGGACGAUCUAGCCGACGAGGGUAUCACCGGACCGGAGCGUGGCUAUCAGGGGCCGGAGAUCAAGUUCCCGCUCGACAAGAAGGAGCUGGAAGUGAUUAUCGAUCUGUUUCGGAAGAAGAAAAACCGGCUGCACGCCAAGUAUGUGGCCGGGAUAUUGCGCGAGGCUACGUCGAAGUUGAAGCGUUUGCCCAACCUGAACCAGGCCUCGACCGCCAUCUCGAAGCAGGUGACGAUCUGUGGUGAUUUGCACGGAAAGCUGGAUGAUCUGCUGGUCGUGUUCCAUAAGAACGGGCUGCCAUCGCCGGAAAAUCCGUACGUAUUCAACGGGGACUUUGUUGAUCGGGGUAAGAAAGGUCUCGAGGUGCUGCUGUUGCUGCUCUGUACGUUCCUGGUGUUCCCGGGCGGUGUGUUUCUGAACCGGGGCAACCACGAGGACACGGUCAUGAAUGCGCGGUACGGCUUCAUCCGGGAGGUGCACCAGAAAUACAAACACAACGCCGAAAGACUGCUGAAACUCAUCGACGAGGUGUACCGGUGGCUUCCGCUAGGGACGAUAGUUAACAAUCGUGUGCUGGUCGUGCACGGUGGCAUUUCCGACUCGACCGAUCUGGAUCUCAUCCGUAGCCUAGACCGCGGAAAGUAUAUAUCUCUAUUACGGCCGCCAAUCACCGAAAGUACCGCUCCGGGUGCCGAAAUCAUCGAUAAGGUAGAAUGGAAACAGGUGUUCGAUAUUUUGUGGAGUGAUCCGCAGCAUACCGAGGGCUGCCGGCCAAACUCGUUGCGUGGCGCUGGUACGUACUUCGGACCGGACGUAACUAACAAGUUCCUACAGCGCUACAAGCUACAGUAUCUCGUCCGUUCGCACGAAUGCAAACCGGAUGGACACGAGAUAAUGCAUGGUGGAAAGGUCAUCACCAUCUUUUCCGCCUCGAACUACUAUGAAAUCGGCUCGAACAAGGGUGCGUAUCUGAAGCUGGAUCCACAGCUAGAUACACACUUCGUGAUGUAUACAGCGGCCGCCUCCAAAACGCGCAAGCUAACAUUCCGGCAGCGUGUCGGGCUGGUGGAAAGCUCGGCCCUACGAGAGCUGGCCGCUAAGCUACGCGAACGACGAAUAGAGCUGGAGCGAGAGUUCAAAUCGCGCGAUCCGGAUAAUAAGGGUGUACUACCGCUUGCCAAGUGGUGUGAGGCCCUGGAGAGUGCCACCAACCUCGGAUUGCCGUGGCGAAUGCUGAAGGAUAAGCUUGCACCCGCCGAUAAUCCCACUGCCAGUACGGCCGCUACCGUAACGGAAGUCAGCUACAGGAAGACGCUGCAUCUACUCGACACGGACUCAUUCAAAUCGGCCCAGAAUGGUACAACCUCGGUAGCGGAAUCGCUUUACAAGAACAAGAGCAGCCUAGAAGCCAUCUUUCGCAUCCUGGACAAGGACAACUCGGGCCAGAUUUCGCUAGAGGAGUUCGGUGAGGCGUGCGAGCUACUACGACGGCACUUUCCCCACAAUACGCACGAACAGCUGCUCGACAUGUGUCGUAUGAUGGACAUCAACAAGGACGGGCUGGUCGAUCUGAACGAAUUCCUGGAAACGUUCCGGCUGUGCGAAAAUGCCAAGGAGCAGCUGCUGAUGAGUCUGGAGGAGCGGGCCAAUGCGGAAAGCAAUGGGAACGGUACGGGCAACAUGGAGGAGGUCAUCCACCCGGCUGUGGCACCCGCCCAGCCCGGUGAGCUUCCGGACAGGAAUGGGAACUGUGCAUCAAAGACUGUGGACGAUCACGUCAAAUCGGACGGACACCGGCGAAGUAAGAAACGCACCAGUGGUAAAAGAGGCAACGGACAGCAGAACGGGAUGCCGGAAGCGGAUGAGGACUCGGACGACUACGAGGACUACGAGGCGAACGAGCAAGCGGAGGAAACCAAGGAGAGGAACGUUGGAGCAGUGAACGAGAAUUCUCCCAAAGGUCAACGUUGGGCGGAAGAAGUACGACCAAGGCCAAGGAUUGCAUUUGCGUAGGUGAAGUGCUUCCGGUGGGCGAUGGAAAUUGGUGAAAGUACGUUCGAGUUGCGUGCGGGAAGCUGUUAGGAUUUUUAUAGAAUUUUAAAACGCAAAAACCAAUACAGACAUGAAGCGAACCUUUUGGGAACAAUGAAUACACCGAUUCUUAGAUGUUAUCGAUCCUAUACACGUUUAAAUGUUACAAAACUAUGCCACAAAGCAGUCGAUGUGGAAUGGAACAAAACAAACUAUGGCAAUUGAAAAAUAAAAUAAAAACACCGCAAAAGCGAAAAUAAAAUGACAACGUGAAAGAAGAAGAAAAAAUCGGUAUAUGAUUAGUGGAAUGAAAACAAUGGUUUACAUAAAGCGCAUAGCUAAGCGACAAAUUGAACUUGAUAACUAAAUGAUAAAGUCUAAAACCAAAACAAAACCCACUCAACCGAAACACGACGGUUUCCUGGUGUUAGUAGCAAAACCAAAACUAAAAUACGCUAAGUGUCACGUACCGUGAUGUGAACAAUGUUAGAAACAAACCAAAUAUCACACAAAACUGAGUAGGCCAAAAAGUGAAACUAAAUUAAAAUAUGAUAAAAUCAUGUAAAAGAAACUCAACAUCAACGGAAACAAUUUGAACAAAUAAAAAUGUUAAACUUACUACAGCAAACGAUAAGCACACGAUAACCAUCCACUGCACGGAAAUUUCCCUUUUUCGAUCUUCAUAUUCAUGAUAGUUGGUCUAGCUUCGCCUAGCAUACUAGCGUACUAUAGUUGUUAUACACGAAUUAAAGAAAAGGUGUACCAGUUUAGCUAAAUCGCCAUUUGCCGUACUAAUACAUUAUAAAAGACGAAUAUAGCUGUUUUAUAUCGAAUCGACAUUAUAUUAAAGUAUUGCUAUCACAAUGAUAUGGCGUUAGGGAUGGAAAGAAUGGUUAAGAAGUCACAAAAUGUGUAGAACGAAUUACCGAAGCUAAAAACUAUUUUUAUCAUAAUACAUUAAGUGAAAAAAAACAAAGGUUAAAAACGAAGAGUUAACGAAGCGUUGCGAAAUAUCAUCCUCAAGAAUGCCAAAGAUGUUACCAACUUUUCUAGCAUGAUGAAACAACCAAAAUGAUCAAAUCAUUUUAAGCUUUAUCGAACGUAAACACAACACAGCAACAACAACAUUCAACUAUAUUAAGUGAAGCAGAAUGCUUAACAAGCGCGAUUUGUUCGGUUUCAUUACGUUUCGGUUGUUCUUUAAAUGUCAGUUUAUUACCUCGAUAGUUCUAAAGAUGAGUAUUACCGGUGUGCGUAAAAUUUUUGUUACUCGUAUGAUUUAGCGUAUAGAAAGCGUCUCUUUUAUGAUACCAUUUUAUUAUUAAAAAAAUAAAGUACUGUAUUAAGCAUUGCUUAUCGACGGUGUAAGCAUAAGAACAAAGACUCGUGGUGCGAAACGGGACAGUGAUUGAUAGUGUAAUAAAAUACUGAUUUUUCUUCGUUCUUGGUUCAA